AAUUCUAUCUCAUUUCUCUUUCUAGAAAUGUCUUCUCUUCUCUUCUUUUCCAUAUAUAAAUCAACCAAACUCCUCCUUUCCGGUGGCUAAUUGAAUUGAUAUCAACUUCACUGUAUCAACAAACACCAAUUCCAAAAUGUCUCAGGCUCUCUCCAGUAUAAGCAUCUCCCUUCCUUUAUCUUACAAAACUACCAUAAAUUCAAGAAAACCCCACCUUUUCUCCCCAAAUAAUGGAGGCUUCAGCCGCAACAAUUUCACCGUCAAGGCCUUGGCCGGAGAAAACCGAGACAACCUGGAUCAUUUGCAGCGAGCCAGCUCCAAACACCAACAACCCCAACCCCGGAAACGCGUUGCCCCUGUUGCACCAAUAGGGUUAUGGGACCGGUUUCCUACGGCAAGAACGGUGCAGCAGAUGAUGGAGACGAUGGAUAGGAUGGUGGAGGAUCCAUUUACAUAUUCCGGGACAUGGCUCUCACCUCUACCAAGCGAGACAGGUGGUUACAGCAGAGGAAGAACGCCAUGGGAGAUAAAAGAAGGAGAACGCGAGUACAAGAUGAGGUUUGACAUGCCUGGAAUGACUAAAGAUGAUGUCAAGGUUUGGGUAGAGGAGAAGAUGCUGGUUUUGAAGGCUGAAAAGGUGGGUCGAAAUAAGGAAGACCAUGAGAAUAAUGGUGAAGAAGAAUGGUCUGCUAAAAGCUAUGGAAAGUAUAGCUGUCGGAUUGCGUUGCCUGAGAAUGUUGAGUUUGAAAAAAUUAGAGCUGAAGUCAAAGAUGGGGUGUUGUAUAUAACCAUCCCCAAGUCAAGUAGUGAUGGUAAAAUCUUGGAUAUCAAUGUUAAAUGAUCAAUUACAGUGGUGUCUUGAAGCUCUAAGUUGUGCCCUUUUUGUUUUACAGUAUUACAGGAAAUAAAAUUCUUUUUUCUGUAAGGAGAAUCAGUUGUAGAGUUUGCAGUAUGUCAAUGGAGUUUCCAGUGUAGCAAAGUCUAAAUCCUGAAAGGUGAUAAAUGGUUUGGC
Messenger RNA from Pistacia vera, 1012 nucleotides. RefSeq names its product small heat shock protein, chloroplastic-like. The transcript has 2 exons. Bases 137 to 841 code for a protein of 234 amino acids. Gene Ontology annotation, biological process: response to heat. NCBI's taxonomy places the organism in Eukaryota, Viridiplantae, Streptophyta, Magnoliopsida, Sapindales, Anacardiaceae. The record is from RefSeq and is a predicted model, not a curated record.